Messenger RNA from Camellia sinensis, 2112 nucleotides. The record is from RefSeq and is a predicted model, not a curated record. Lineage: Eukaryota; Viridiplantae; Streptophyta; Magnoliopsida; Ericales; Theaceae.
AUGCAAGAUUAUCAAGCUGAGGAUCAGACAAUUACACUCACGAAGGAAUUCAAAAAGAUGAAGUCGUCUUCGUUCAAAGGAGGAAUUGAACCAAUGAGAGCAGAAGUGUGGGUGUUGGGGGACAGCACUGUUGCAGAGUAUGAGGCUCAAUUUGCUGAAUUGGCCCGUUUCGCACCACAUAUGGUGGAUACGGACUACAAGAAGGCAAGAAAGUUUGAAGGUGGGUUACGGACUGCUAUUCUCGACCAAAUUAAUGUGUUGAAACUACCUACGUAUGUCGAUGUGUUGGAAAGGGCAGUGAUUGCGGAAGGCAAUGUUGCCGCUCAAUGCCGGGUCUCGGAAUGGAGAGGGAAAAGACAAAAUAUCCAAACCUCAAGGGGCUCGGUGACACCGCCAAGUAAGAAGUUGAAUUCAGGAACUUCUAGUGCAUCUGCUUCUACCUGUGAUUCUGCACCAAUUUGUUCGGAUUGUGGGAAGAAACACCGUGGAAUUUGUUAUCGGGUAACGGGAGCAUGCUUUAAGUGUGGCAAGACAAGUCAUUUGGCCAGAGAGUGUCCGCAAAAGAAUCGGCAGAAUGGAAAUAGAACCACCGCAAGUUCAGUUGGAUCAACCCCUACCCCAGUUACAAAGGUAGCCACAAAACCCUCCAAUGCUACAGACACCACCAAACAAGGAAGGGUAUUUGCACUAGUUCCGGGCAACGUACAAAAUACCGAGGUUGUGGUAUCAGGAACAUUUUUCGUUAAUGGUCAUUCUGCACAUGUGUUAUUUGACUCGGGCUCUACCCAUUACUUUGUAUCAAAAGCAUUUGCUAGUUACUUGAGUAGGCCAAUGGAACCAUUACCUUAUGUUUUGUGUGUAUCUUCACAUUCGGGGGAGUCCAUGGUAUGUGCAUCUAUUUAUUUUGCAUGUGAAAUCCUAAUCAGGGAUGUUUGGGUAGAUGCCAACUUGUUGCCUCUUGAUAUGGCUUAUUUUGACAUAAUUUUGGGGAUGGAUUGGUUAAGCAAGUAUUACGCGACUAUAGAUUGUGUCUCAAAGCAAGUUAUGUUCCAACUCCCAGGACAAUCUGAGUUUGUUUUUAAGGGCCAGAGGGUAGUUUCCCCACCCUAUCUGAUUUCUGCAAUAAAGGCAUGUAAGUUACUCCAAAAGGGUAGUCAAGGGUAUUUGUGUAGUAUCGUGGGUGAACAACCAGUGAAUGGAGGCAUUAAUGCAAUUCCAAUUGUGCGGGAUUUUUCGGAUGUUUUUCCAGAUGAAUUACCAGGAGAGCUAAUUGAUCGUGAAAUUGAGUUUACAAUUGAUAUAAUGCCAAGAACUCAGCCCAUUUCUAAAACCCCGUAUAGAAUGUCUCCCGCUGAAAUGAAGGAGUUGAAAAUUCAACUACAAGACCUCCUUGAUAAAGGAUUCAUUCGUUCGAGCAUUUCCCCUUGGGGCGCACCAGUCCUUUUUGUAAAAAAGAAAGACGGGACCCUUCGGCUGUGCAUGGAUUAUAGAGAGCUUAAUAAAGUAACCAUAAAGAAUAAAUAUCCUUUGCCCAGGAUCGCUGAUCUGUUUGAUCAAUUACAGGUUGUGUUUAUUGAUGAUAUGCUUAUCUACUCAACAAGUGUAGCAGCUCAUGAGAACCAUCUACCGGUAAUUCUUCAAACUCUUCGGGAUAAGAAACUGUAUGCAAAAUUAAAGAAAUUUGAAUUUUGGUUACAUGAAGUAGGAUUUUUGGGACAUGUGGUGACAAAGGAGGGUGUUGUCAUUGAUCCACACAAGAUUGAAGCUAUUGUGAAGUGGCCGACGCCUACAAAUGUGUCAGAAGUGCAUAGUUUCUUGUGUUUAGCUGGAUACUACCGACGGUUUGUUCAAGGAUUUUCCAAAAUUGUGGUGCUGCUUACUCAGUUAACCCAGAAAGGUGUAUUAUUUGAGUGGUCGGAGCAACGGGAAUCUGCCUUUCAAGAAUUGAAGACAAGAUUAAUUACAACACCUGUUUUGGCCUUGCCAUCCGGUAAUGAAGGAUUUGAGAUUUAUAGUGACGCUUCUCACAAAGGUUUGGGCUGUGUACUUAUGCAAAAUGGGAGGGUUAUUGCAUACGCCUCUCGUCAACUUAAACCCCAUGAAAAGAACUAA